This is a messenger RNA of Choloepus didactylus (southern two-toed sloth), 1113 nucleotides long. RefSeq names its product zinc finger protein 182-like. The transcript has a single exon. NCBI's taxonomy places the organism in Eukaryota, Metazoa, Chordata, Mammalia, Pilosa, Megalonychidae. The record is from RefSeq and is a predicted model, not a curated record.
AUGAAACCCCAUGACCAUAAUGAGUAUGGGAGAAGCCUUAAUCGUAACUCAUCCUUUGUUCAGCCUAAUAUAACUCAGCCUAGAGAGGAACCCUAUGAAUGUGCUAAGUACAGAAAAACCCUCAGUAAGAAUUCACUCCUUAUUGUUCAUCAGAUCACUCAUAGAGGAAAGAAACCCUAUGAAUGUACAGAAUGUGGAAAAGCCUUCAACAAGAAGGUACACCUCAGUGUGCAUGAGAAAACACACACAGGAGAGAAACCCUUUGAAUGUAAUGAAUGUGGCAAAUCCUUCAGACAGAAAUCCUCACUGCAUGUACAUCAGAGAACUCAUACAGGAGAGAAACCAUAUGGAUGCAAUGAAUGUGGCAAAGCCUACCGAGAAAAGACAAAGCUCAUCAUACAUCAGAGAACUCACACAGGAGAGAAACCCUAUGAAUGUUCUGAAUGUGGGAAAACCUUCAAUCAAAAGGGACACCUCAGUAUACAUCAGAAAAUGCACACAGGAGAGAAACCCUGUGAAUGUAAUGACUGUAGCAAAUCCUUCAGAGAGAAAUCGACACUGCGUAGACAUCAAAGAACUCAUACAGGAGAGAAACCUUAUGUGUGUUCAGACUGUGGAAGAGCCUUCACCCUUAAGUUGAGUCUCAGUGCUCAUCAUAGAAUUCAUACAGGAGAAAAAACUGAUGGAUGUACUGUGUGUGGGAAAGUCUUUUCCUGAAAGUCAUAUCUCAUGUUACAUCGGAGAGCUCAUACAGGAGAAAAAUGUGAGAAAUCCUAUGAAUGCAAUGAAUGCGAGAAAGCUUUCAUUCAGAAAUCAUAUCUCAUUAUUCAUCAGAGAGUUCACACUGGGGAGAAACCCUAUGAAUGUAAUGUAUGUGAGAAAGCUUUCUCCCAGAAAUCAUAUCUCAUUAUACAUCAAAGAAUUCAUACAGGAGAGAAACCGUAUAAAUGUAGUAAGUGUAGUAGAGCCUUCAGAGAGAAGUCAAAACUCACUGUACAUCAGAGAACUCAUGUAGAAGAGCCAACCUAUGACUGUCCUGAAUAUGAGAAAAACCUUCCAGAAGUUAAAUCACCUGCUGGAUUAAAGAACUCAGAGAGAAGAGAAACCUUAUGA